Messenger RNA from Poecile atricapillus (Black-capped chickadee), 1282 nucleotides. RefSeq lists its product as uncharacterized. The transcript has 8 exons. Lineage: Eukaryota; Metazoa; Chordata; Aves; Passeriformes; Paridae. Bases 1 to 1209 code for a protein of 402 amino acids. The record is from RefSeq and is a predicted model, not a curated record.
AUGACGUCAUCAAUUAACGAUCCUUUAAUGAACGAUCCAGGUGUGCCCCACCCCCUCCCCCCCCCCAGCGCUACAAGAACCGCCCGGAAAGGUGAGACAGGCCCCGCCCACCCAGGUGUGCACCUGGAGCACCCCAAAAAUCCCUCCCGAGCUCAGGUGAGGGCUCAGGUGAGUCCUGGCAGGUCUGGGGGUCACACCUGGCCGCAGGUGAACCUCAGGGGUCUCCCCGUUCUUCAUCCGCUGUCGGUGACGUCACAGCUCAGGUGUGACCACACCAGGACCUCACCUGGAGCUCAGGUGCUGCAGUUUGGGGUCCUCACCUGGAGCUCAGGUGUUGCAGUUUGGGGUCCACACCUGGCUCAGGUGUUCCAGUCCAGGUGUUGCAGUUUGGGGUCCACACCUGGCUCAGGUUCUCUCACCUGGAGCUCAGGUGUUGCAUUUUGGGGUCCACACCUGGAGCUCAGGUGUUGCAGUCCAGGUGUUGCAGUUUGGGGUUCACACCUGGCUCAGGUUCUCUCACCUGGAGCUCAGGUGCUGCAGUUUGGGGUCCACACCUGGAGCUCAGGUGCUGCAGUCCAGGUGUUGCAGUUCGGGUUCCACACCUGGAGCUCAGGUGUUGCAGUUCAGGUGUUGCAGUUUGGGGUUCACACCUGGAGCUCAGGUGCUGCAGUUCAGGGUCCACACCUGGCUCAGGUUCUCUCACCUGGAGCUCAGGUGUUGCAGUUCAGGGUCCACACAUGGCCCAGGUGUUACAGUUUGGGGUUCACACCUGGAGCUCAGGUGCUGCAGUUUGGGGUCCACACCUGGCUCAGGUGUUGCAGUCCAGGUGUUGCAGUUUGGGGUUCAUACCUGGCUCAGGUUUUCUCACCUGGAGCUCAGGUGUUGCAGUUUGGGGUUCACACCUGGCCCAGGUGUUGCAGUUUGGGGUCCACACCUGGCACAGGUGCCCCCACCUGUCCAGGUGCUGAAGCUUUUUGGGGCCCACACCUGUCUUGGCUCGCAAGUACUGAGUCCUUCCACCUGGGGCUCAGGUGUCACAGUUCAGGUGUUGCUGCUGCAGAUUUUUGGGGUCCACAGGUGAUUUUGGGGUGCUCCACACCUGUCCUGGCUCACAGGUACCGAAUCCUCCACCUGAAGCUUCAUCCACCAGGUGCUCCAGGUGCUCCAGGUGUUCCAGCUGCAGGUGCUGCAGAAUUUUGGGGUCCAUGAGUGAUUUUGGGGGGGUCCACACCUGUCCUGGCUCACAGGUACCGAGUCCUUUCACCUGGGGCUCAGGUGUCGC